Molecule: messenger RNA, 2308 nt
Organism: Leptopilina boulardi
Lineage: Eukaryota; Metazoa; Arthropoda; Insecta; Hymenoptera; Figitidae
Product: O-acyltransferase like protein-like
Exons: 10
Coding region: 4-2022 (672 amino acids)
Molecular function (GO): acyltransferase activity, transferring groups other than amino-acyl groups
Source: RefSeq, a predicted model, not a curated record
AAGAUGUUAUUAAUUUUUCUAACACUAUUAAAAUUAAUUUCAUCAUCGUCAAUAAAAACAAAUGAAAUUGAAAGUUUUUUUAAAAUUCUCAAACCCAAAAAUUUAAUGGAAAUUUUUAUAAGUGAAAAAAAUAAUUCCAAUUGCAUUAAUGAUAUUUCGUUUGUAAUUAAUGAAAUAAAAAAUUCAACAACUAAUCUCAACACUAUUUGGGCAUUAAAAAUGUUGGAUUCGAGUACAAAAAUACCAUCUGGUUUUUUAACGGGAAAUUUGGUUGAUUUGGGAAUGUUCGAUGAAUGUAUUUCAAUUUUAAAAAUCAAAAACGAAAAAAAAAUUCAAGGUCGUCAUUGUUUAUAUUCUUUUAAGUUAAAAAAAUUUCCUUUUCCAUUGACAUUUGCCAUUUGUAUUCCUUCGUCUUGUCAUGAACAGGAUUUAAAAUUUCUUUUUGACAAAAUAAAUAAAAAAAUUAAUGAAACGGAAAAUUUUACAAAUUUCACAAUUCAAGAUUUUUCUGCAACUUGUUCGAUUGUUGGUAAUAGAGAAAUAACAUUUGGAACUAUUGUCACAAUUGUCAUAUUGGUAAUAAUUAUUUUUUUCCUACUAAUUUGUACCUUUUUUGAUUAUGCUGAGAAAAAUUUGAAAUUUAUUUCCAAAUGUAGUAAAAAUUUAGCAAAAUUUUCCCUCAUCAAAAGUAGUGCAAGAAUAUUUAAUAUAAAACGCAAUUAUAGUAAUAAUAAUAAUUCACUGCCUGUGAUUCAUGGAAUUCGAACAUUAAGCAUUUUUUGGAUUAUUUUUGGUCAUUCAUUUACUGCACGAUUAUUUACACCAUUUGUCAAUUCAUUGUACAAAUAUAGAUGGUUUACAUAUCCAAAUAGUUUGUAUAUUUUUCUGGCACCAUUUGCAGUUGAUACAUUUUUUGUUAUUAGUGGAUUUUUGAUGACUUAUCUUGUUCUCAAGGAAUUGUCACAUGGCAAAAGAUUUAAUAUAUUUAUAUAUUAUUUACAUCGUUACAUAAGAUUAACACCAGUUGUAGUGAUGUUAUUAUUAAUAACAAUUUUCAUUCUUCCACAUUUGGGAUCUGGUCCAUUGUGGGAAAGAGGACUUAAUAAAAUGUUAUCAAAUACAUGUAGAGAAAAAUGGUGGACACUUUUAAUUUAUAUGCAAAAUUAUAUUCGAUCUGAUAUCGAGUGUUUAGGUCACACUUGGUAUUUAGCGGCAGAUAUGCAUUUUUAUUGGCUCUCACCAAUAAUAUUACUUCCAUUGGCAAAAAAACCAAAAUUUGGUCUCAUUAUAUUGGGAUUAUUAUUUAUUAUUUCACUAAUGAUUGUUGGUAUUUUAAUAUCAAUAAAUGGAUAUGUUUCGACAUUGUAUUCAAAUAGUGUCACAUUAGAUAAGGUGGCAACGUCUUUUCGAUUUUUCUACACUGUCUCACAUACCAGAGCAAGUUCUUGGCUCGUGGGAAUAUUUUUAGGUUAUGUUGUUCAUUUGAAACCGAAUUUUCUCAACAAGAAAAUUUCGUAUCUCGGAUGGAUAGGCGCUUUGGGAUGUUUUACAUUUUGUAUAAUUGGACAAAGAAUUGUUUUAGAAGAAACAUAUAAAUAUAGUUCAACAUUCGAAGUGACUUUUGGAAUGUUUUCACGACCAAUUUGGGCAAUUGGAAUUUCAUGGAUUAUUUUUACAUCAAUUUUUGGUUACGGUGGUUUCGUGACAAAAUUUCUAUCACUUCCAAUUUUUGCCCCUUUUAGUAAACUUUCCUAUUGCAUUUACAUUGUUCAUGCAACAUUUCAAAUUGCAAAAGUCAACACUAUUAAAACUGCUGAUUAUUUUUCUGAAUUUCCAAUGUUCCUCUACUUUCUCAGUGAAUUAUCAAUGACAAUAAUAUUGGCUUAUUUUUUCUCAAUACUUUUUGAAUCACCAAUUAUGGUUUUGGAAAAAAUGGUAUUCAAGAGGAAAAAAAAUAAUAAUUUACAAUCACAAAAUUUACAGCAAAGUGAUAUAAUCAUCAAUGAAGCUAAAAAAUCGUAAUUUUAUUUUAAUAUUUUAUUUAUUAUAAUAUAUGAAUUUUUUUUAUGAAAUAGGUAUUAAUUUAAUUUAAACUUUAAAUUAAUUUUAAUUUAAAUUGUAAUUAUUAUUUUUAUAUUAUAUUUGUUAAUUGAGACCGGGUUCAAUUUUAUAUUUGGCAACGUUUCGGUUACUUUGUUUACUGCCAAAAUCAAGCUACUUUAUAUAACAAAAAUUAUUAAACAAAUUAAAAAUUAACAUAUAUAAUAUUAUAAUAAACAGUUUUUUUUAGUAGAAAAUACAAAAAAAU